This is a messenger RNA of Anarrhichthys ocellatus (wolf-eel), 1330 nucleotides long. It is a transcript of the gene timm17a, whose product is annotated as translocase of inner mitochondrial membrane 17 homolog A (yeast). Gene Ontology annotation, cellular component: TIM23 mitochondrial import inner membrane translocase complex. Gene Ontology annotation, biological process: protein import into mitochondrial matrix. Bases 34 to 540 code for a protein of 168 amino acids. The record is from RefSeq and is a predicted model, not a curated record. Gene Ontology annotation, molecular function: transmembrane protein transporter activity. The transcript has 6 exons. NCBI's taxonomy places the organism in Eukaryota, Metazoa, Chordata, Actinopteri, Perciformes, Anarhichadidae.
GCGUCACGUCAGAGGGAACAGCAAAAGAACAAGAUGGAGGAGUAUGCCAGAGAACCAUGCCCCUGGAGGAUCGUGGACGAUUGUGGGGGAGCCUUCACCAUGGGAGCUAUUGGAGGAGGAAUAUUUCAGGCAGUCAAAGGCUUCAGAAAUUCACCCUCAGGUAUGAACCACAGAAUGAAAGGUAGCAUGACUGCCAUCAAGACCAGAGCCCCACAACUUGGAGGAAGCUUCGCAGUAUGGGGAGGCCUCUUCUCCAUGAUUGACUGUGGUUUAGUAAAAGUACGAGGGAAGGAGGAUCCCUGGAACUCAAUCACGAGUGGGGCCAUGACGGGAGCUAUCCUUGCUGCAAGAAAUGGACCGGUAGCCAUGGUAGGGUCUGCAGCUAUGGGAGGGAUCCUGCUGGCGUUGAUAGAGGGCGCUGGGAUCUUGCUUACUAGAUUUGCCUCUUCACAGUUCCCAACUGGGCCCCAGUUUGCUGAGGAGCCGGCCCCGGCCCCCAUGCCCAACUCGUCCUUUGGAGACUACAGACAAUACCAGUGAGAGGACUCCCUCACUUCUUAUCCACUAGGCCUUUUUGAAUUCCUUGCUGAAGUUGCAAAGAAGAAACGGAGAUGUAAAACACCACACAUGAGAGAAUAGCAACUGCACCCAACUUUAUGGACCGUGAAGGACAGAGUACAUCUUCAUUUUCCUUCUUUCAAGAGCCAUGUACAGAUCAGCCUCGUGCCAUUGUCCGCCUUGUCAUGUGCAUCUGUUUCACCCAACACUGGUUAAAUACAAACACGUGGUGAGACUGGGGACGAGGUGUGUUUUUCUGUUUCCUUCAUAUACAUUAUGUACUGCAUGUAGCCCGACGAGUGGCAGGUCCAGACUGACGAGCUUCGGCCAGUGUUGAAUUGAGCAAAAACACGUCACACGUGGAACGUUAUAAAUUAUAAGUAUGCUAUACAUCUGUGUAUAUACGGUAAAGGCUUUCUGCUUGUAUUCCCUCAUAGUCUCAUUUGCCUUAAAUAUGUCAGCUGCUUGGGCUGGCCACUUACAUUUGGCUGGAAUAUAUUUACUUUGAUUUUAAACAAACUAGUCACAAUGCUAUUCCUGCGAUAAUGGUUUUGUUUUAAAUGAAUUAAUUUAUUUUAGAUGCAGAGUUUUACCAGAGUGUUGUAUUUUAUAUUGCAGUGCUUUUACAUCCAACACAAAGGUUUGGGAAAGGCUGCUAAUGACAGAGGGUGGCCGAGGCAGUACCAAUGAAUGGAGAUACUCAAGCAAGGGAUUGAUGCGUACUGUAUGAUAGAUCAGUGUGGUACAAUAAAGAAAUAAGUUGUUAACUGUG